GACUCAGAGUGGGUGGGCUGAGCUGUUCUCUCGCUUCUAUGGCAACCCCAGAGAUCAGCAUCACCGGGAAUAUUAACGGGAUCAGAGCGACUCGGGACGGCGGAGGCGGUGAUGUCAGCGGUGCCCGGUUGGUGUGGGCCACUCGAUUGUGAUUGACAGCCGAUCUGCGAUUCCUCAGACUUUAUUUAUUGGUGUUCGCAGAGCGACACAGUCAGUGCCUUGAAGCUGGAGACCACUGGAUUCGGGCAGCCAGGUAGAAUAAUGUGCAUGAGCGAAAGACAGCUCGGUUUGACCCUUCAGACAAUUCGGGUGCACGUGGAUUUGUAGCAAUACGAACUGGAUUCGUUUGUCAUUGAAUUGAUCGCGCGCCCGUUUCAAUGUCAUAAUGGACAGGUUGCAUUCGUCCACGCGUAAAAGUCUCUACAGUUUGCCUCAGCACCUCGGGCAGAAAGGGUCCAUCAUGGGUGAUGCAGAAGACACCGACAAAGACACCCGGAGGAGGAGCAUCCGGAUGAAGCCCCUGCCGUCCCCGAGCUCCGCGGGGGACACCAGAAGCGGAGAGUCCGUGAUCAUGGAGACGGACAUCGGGAGACACGUGAAGACCAGCUCCAACGGAGAAUGCCGGAGGUUCCGAGGGAGCCUUUCGUCCAUCACCAGUCGGCACGUGCACGACUCGGAUGUAGCGGAGGAGAGGCGUCUGAUCACGGAGGGAGAGGUCACCCCGAGCGAGGAGAGCCCUGCUGGAGCCGCGCGUGAGGAUGAGGAUGAGGAUGAGGAUGCCGUCGGUGCGAGCGAGCAGCAUCAACCGGGCGUCCCGGAUCAGCAGACAGGCUUCAUAAAGCUGGAGGGCGUCGAGCAGAUCCCACCGGACGACGAGAAGUUUUAUCAAGCGGGCUUCAUGCACAGACAGUUCGGGGCGAUGCUGCAGCCCGGGGUCAACAAGUUUUCCCUGAGGAUGUUUGGGAGCGAGAAGGCGGUGGAACGGGAGCAAGAACGGGUCAAAUCCGCCGGUUUCUGGAUCAUUCACCCCUACAGUGAUUUCAGGUUUUACUGGGAUCUCACCAUGCUCCUCCUGAUGGUGGGAAAUCUCAUCGUCAUCCCCGUGGGCAUCACCUUCUUCAAGGACGAGCACACGCCGCCGUGGAUCGUCUUCAACGUGGUUUCCGACACCUUCUUCCUCUUGGACCUGGUGCUGAACUUCCGCACGGGGAUCGUAAAGGAGGACAACGCGGAGAUCAUUCUGGACCCUCAGCGGAUCAAGAUCAAAUAUCUGCGCUCGUGGUUCGUGGUGGACUUCAUCUCCUCCAUCCCGUGGACUAUAUCUUCCUCAUUGUGGAGACGCGCAUCGAUUCAGAUUUCUACAAGACGGCGCGAGCUCUGCGCAUCGUACGCUUCGCGAAGAUCCUUAGUCUGCUGCGACUUCUGCGACUCUCGCGGCUCAUACGCUACAUUCAUCAGUGGGAGGAGUGUGCGGGAUCGUUUCGGAGCCGUCCGUGGAGCUUCGGUUGAUGGGCCGUCUAGAUCAGAUGUUCUGGAUGAAGAGCGUGAUGUUCAGGAUGACACAGAGCUCCCUGAG
Messenger RNA from Carassius auratus (goldfish), 1576 nucleotides. Its product is annotated as potassium/sodium hyperpolarization-activated cyclic nucleotide-gated channel 4-like. Gene Ontology annotation, molecular function: voltage-gated potassium channel activity. The record is from RefSeq and is a predicted model, not a curated record. Gene Ontology annotation, biological process: sodium ion transmembrane transport; potassium ion transmembrane transport; regulation of membrane depolarization. NCBI's taxonomy places the organism in Eukaryota, Metazoa, Chordata, Actinopteri, Cypriniformes, Cyprinidae. Gene Ontology annotation, cellular component: membrane; axon; HCN channel complex. The annotation marks the transcript as partial. The transcript is spliced from 4 exons.